UAUUGACAGGAGGAGUCUCGUAUCCUCAGGGUGAAGGUGGUUUCUGGCAUUGAUCUAGCGAAAAAAGACAUCUUCGGAGCCAGUGACCCGUAUGUGAAACUUUCCUUGUAUGUAGCAGAUGAGAACAGAGAACUUGCUCUUGUGCAGACAAAAACUAUUAAAAAGACACUGAAUCCAAAGUGGAAUGAAGAAUUUUAUUUUAGAGUAAACCCAACCAACCAUCGUCUCCUGUUUGAAGUGUUUGAUGAAAACAGAUUGACUAGAGACGACUUCCUGGGCCAAGUGGAUGUGCCACUCAGUCACCUCCCGACUGAAGACCCAGCCAUGGAAAGGCCAUACACAUUUAAGGAUUUCCUUCUGAGACCAAGAAGCCACAAAUCUCGUGUAAAGGGUUUCUUGAGACUAAAGAUGGCUUAUAUGCCUAAAAAUGGUGGGCAAGAGGAAGACAACAGUGAUCAAAGGGAUGAAUCUGAGCAUGGGUGGGAUGUGGUUGAUUCCAAUGACUCCGCGUCUCAACGUCAGGAGGAGUUACCACCUCCUCCACUGCCUCCUGGAUGGGAAGAAAAGGUGGACAACCUGGGAAGGACUUACUAUGUCAACCACAACAACAGGACCACUCAGUGGCACCGACCCAGCAUGAUCGAUGUGGGCUCGGACUCAGAUAACAACAUCAGACAGAUAAACCAGGAGGCAGCCCACAGGAGGUUCCGCUCCCGCAGACACAUCAGUGAGGAUCUGGAACCAGAGCCAACGGAAACUGGAGACAUUCCUGAGCCGUGGGAAACCAUUUCAGAGGAGGCAAGUGCAAGUGGAGAUGCCUUGAGCUUGUCGUUGCCACCUCCUCCCGCCUCUCCAGUGUCCCGCACCAGUCCUCAGGAGCUGUCUGAGGAGCUGAGCAGAAGACUUCAGGUCACUCCAGAUUCCAACGGGGAACAACUCGGUUCUUUGGUUCAAAGAGAUCCUUCUUCAAGAUUAAGGUCUUGCAGUGUAACAGACACAGUUGCUGAGCAGUCUCAACUAUCCCUGCAGAGUGGUCCAUCUAGGAGAGCUCGUUCUUCAACUGUGACAGGUGGUGAGGAGCCAACGCCUUCUGUGGCCUAUGUGCACACCACCCCGGGCCUGCCCUCGGGCUGGGAGGAGAGGAAGGACACCAAGGGCCGGACGUACUACGUGAACCACAACAACCGAACCACAACCUGGACACGGCCCAUCAUGCAGCUUGCAGAAGAUGGCAUGGUUGGGACAACAGCAAACAGCAGCAACCAUCUAAGUGAGCCCCAGAUAAGGCGGCCUCGAAGCCUCAGUUCACCCACAGUGACUCUGUCUGCUCCACUAGAGGGCAUGAAGGACUCCCCGGUGCGCAGGGCGGUGAAGGACACGCUGUCCAACCCCCAGUCCCCCCAGCCCUCACCCUACAACUCCCCCAAGCCCCAGCACAAGGUGGCCCAGAGCUUCCUGCCGCCCGGCUGGGAGAUGCGGAUUGCGCCCAACGGCCGCCCCUUCUUCAUCGACCACAACACGAAAACCACCACCUGGGAGGAUCCACGAUUGAAAUUUCCAGUGCAUUUGAGAUCAAAAGCAUCUCUGAACCCUAAUGAUUUGGGCCCUCUUCCUCCUGGUUGGGAGGAAAGAAUACAUUUGGAUGGAAGGACGUUUUAUAUAGACCAUAAUAAUAAAAUUACCCAGUGGGAAGACCCCAGACUGCAGAACCCGGCAAUUACUGGUCCAGCAGUCCCAUAUUCCAGGGAGUUCAAGCAGAAAUACGACUAUUUCCGGAAGAAGUUAAAGAAACCAGCUGAUAUACCAAACAGAUUUGAGAUGAAGCUACACAGAAAUAAUAUUUUUGAGGAGUCCUACAGAAGAAUCAUGUCUGUGAAGAGACCUGAUGUACUAAAAGCCAGGCUCUGGAUUGAAUUUGAGUCAGAAAAAGGACUCGACUAUGGAGGUGUGGCCAGAGAAUGGUUUUUUCUCUUGUCCAAGGAGAUGUUUAAUCCCUAUUACGGUCUCUUUGAAUAUUCAGCAACGGACAACUACACACUUCAGAUUAAUCCUAAUUCAGGUCUUUGUAACGAAGAUCACCUGUCGUAUUUCACGUUCAUUGGCCGGGUGGCGGGCCUGGCCGUGUACCAUGGGAAGCUGCUGGAUGGCUUCUUCAUUAGACCAUUUUACAAGAUGAUGCUGGGGAAACCAAUAACUCUGAAAGACAUGGAGUCAGUGGACAGUGAAUACUACAACUCUUUGAAGUGGAUCCUGGAAAACGAUCCUACAGAGCUGGAUCUCAUGUUUUGCAUAGAUGAGGAAAACUUUGGACAGACAUACCAAGUGGACCUGAAGCCAAACGGGUCGGAAAUCAUGGUGACCAACGAGAACAAGAGGGAGUACAUCGACCUGGUCAUCCAGUGGAGGUUUGUAAACAGAGUUCAGAAACAAAUGAAUGCUUUUUUGGAGGGAUUCACAGAACUUCUUCCCAUUGAUCUGAUCAAAAUUUUUGAUGAAAAUGAACUAGAGUUACUGAUGUGUGGCCUUGGCGACGUUGAUGUGAAUGACUGGAGACAACAUACAAUCUACAAAAAUGGUUACUGCCCAAAUCAUCCCGUUAUCCAGUGGUUCUGGAAGGCCGUGCUGCUGAUGGACGCGGAGAAGCGCAUCCGGCUGCUGCAGUUCGUGACCGGGACGUCGCGGGUGCCCAUGAACGGGUUUGCGGAACUGUACGGUUCAAAUGGGCCUCAGCUGUUUACAAUAGAGCAAUGGGGAAGUCCUGAUAAACUGCCCAGAGCUCACACGUGCUUUAAUCGCCUAGACUUACCUCUGUAUGAAUCCUUUGAAGAUCUGCGGGAGAAGCUCCUCAUGGCAGUAGAAAACGCUCAGGGCUUUGAAGGGGUGGAUUAAGGCCCUUCCC
Messenger RNA from Chaetura pelagica (chimney swift), 2899 nucleotides. It is a transcript of the gene NEDD4L, whose product is annotated as neural precursor cell expressed, developmentally down-regulated 4-like, E3 ubiquitin protein ligase. NCBI's taxonomy places the organism in Eukaryota, Metazoa, Chordata, Aves, Apodiformes, Apodidae. Bases 325 to 2889 code for a protein of 854 amino acids. The record is from RefSeq and is a predicted model, not a curated record. Gene Ontology annotation, molecular function: sodium channel inhibitor activity; protein binding; ubiquitin protein ligase activity. Gene Ontology annotation, biological process: ubiquitin-dependent protein catabolic process; regulation of dendrite morphogenesis. The transcript has 30 exons.